AUGCUGAUGGGACAGCAAUCUGGAUUUACAAAGUACCCAUGUUUCAAGUGCUUGUGGGAUAGCAGAGAUCGUAAAAACCAUUACACCGACCAUAAGUGGACUGAGAGAAAUUCUUUAGAAGCUGGACAUCAUAAUGUUAUUAACAGUCCAUUAGUAGACCCUAAAAAAGUUUUACUACCUCCUUUACAUAUUAAAUUGGGCAUUAUGAAACAAUUUGUAAAAGCUUUGAGCGAGAGCGAUGAAUAUGAGUUCCCGAAAAACUGUGGUGAUUUUAGCGACGAGCAGGGAGAACGAUUCCAUCAUGACAUCAAACAUAUGGAGCAGCGAUAUCAAGGUAGAUGGGAUGUGGCAAUGAUGGCUGAUUACUGCUGGAUGUUGAAGAGAAAGAGAGUGAACAUAAAGGACUAA
This is a messenger RNA of Trichogramma pretiosum, 408 nucleotides long. RefSeq lists its product as uncharacterized. The record is from RefSeq and is a predicted model, not a curated record. The coding region runs from base 1 to 408 and encodes 135 amino acids. The transcript has 2 exons. Lineage: Eukaryota; Metazoa; Arthropoda; Insecta; Hymenoptera; Trichogrammatidae.